Molecule: messenger RNA, 1710 nt
Organism: Fonsecaea erecta
Lineage: Eukaryota; Fungi; Ascomycota; Eurotiomycetes; Chaetothyriales; Herpotrichiellaceae
Exons: 1
Coding region: 1-1710 (569 amino acids)
Source: RefSeq, a predicted model, not a curated record
AUGGCGUCGUCCAGCCCCGUGCGUGGGUUGCUGUUCGUGACCAUGCAGCCCAAGGAGACACUGUCGCUGGACCUUUUUCACGACUGGUACAACAACGAACACGGCCCCAAUCGAACUCGUCUGUCGUUCAUGCCAAAUGGGUUUCGAUACCGUGCCACCGAUCUGCCAGGCCCCAACGCCGGCACGCGCGCCGACCCCGAGUUCCUGGCCAUCUACGACGCCACCGACAUGCACCAGUUCACCCAGCAGCCGUACCAGUAUCUCCGGGCGCCGCCUGGCAAGUCGCAGCGAGAGAUCGACGUCAUGGCCCAGAUCUGGGUGGACCGUCUGACGCUGGAUUUUGUCGGCGAACAGAUCAACGACAAGACGUUCGUCAAACUCGAAGCACCAGAACAUUUCCGCGAGAACGAAGAGGGCAAUGUUCUGACCACUCUCCGGUUGCUCCUCACUCCAGAGCAGGUCUCGAGCGUGGGAGAGUGGAUUGAGACGACUGUCCUCCCCAAGGUGCGAGACAUCCCCGGCUGGAGGAGGACGUCGUGGUUCAAGACCUCCUAUCUCGAAACCCGCACCGACGGCAAGGUCGAUUUUGUCAUGAUCAACGAAUACACGCCGUCCACCAACCCCAAGGCCCUGCCCGCCCUGUUUGACGCGCUGCCCGUGGAGGUCUCGCAGAGCAAGGCCCGCACAUAUGAACUCUUCUACACCUUUGGAACGGCAGCACGCCACCUAGCAAUCGUAGCAUCGUGGACGUCGCCCGACGGAGUCACCAAGACGCUACCAAAGGUCUCACCGUACGGCUCGGCCAUCGAAUCGACGAUCACGACACGCGAUGGUGCAGUCCUGCCCUUCCGUCUCGAAGGCAGCUCCGACCCCAGCGCGCCGGUGCUGGUGCUGAUCAAUUCGGUCCUCACGACCUGGGCCAUCUGGGACAGGUUCCUCGUGCACUUCUUUUCUCGCCCGCAGAACCAGAAGUACCGCGUCCUGCGGUUCCUCGCCCGCGGCAGGAUCUCCCACAGCGGCACCACCAGUCCCGUGACUGCCGACCUCCAAGCGUCCGACGUCAUCCAGCUGCUUGACGGCCUGCGCAUUCCUCAAGCAGCAGGCCUCGUGGGUGUGUCCAUGGGUGGCGCCACCGCGCUGGCAACGGCCCUGCUCUACCCGUCGCGGACUCAGGCCUUCAUCGCGUGCGACACGUCCGCAAAGUCCCCCGCUGGCAACAAAGACACCUGGGGCCAGAGGAUCGCGGUGGCGGAGAAAGAGGGCACCACGCUUCGUCUGGCGACGCUGUUUGGGGAUGAGUCCCCAGACGCCACUCCACAACCCGUGGUGGGCGAAGAGCUCGCCGAGAUGACGGUGCGGCGGUGGUUCGUGCCGGCGUCCUACGACGACCCGGAGCUCGUGCCCGAGAUCGCGCAGGUCAAGCGCAUGGUCUACACUAACUCGCUGCCGGAGUUCCGGCGCGGCGUCGAGACGCUGUUCAACUACGACUACACGGGUCUCCUGGCCGGGUACAAGGGGCGAGGCGCCUUCUUGGUCGGCGCCGGCGACGGCGUGCUACCCCAGGGCAUGGAGAAGCUGGCGAAAGAGCUGGGCUCGGCCGAGGGGAAGACGGCGGCAUUCAAGGUCGUCGAGGGCGCGGGCCAUUUGCCCAUGGUCGAGAGACCCAAGGAGGUGGCGGACUUUGUGGGGGACUUUUUGAACGCCUCCUGA